This is a messenger RNA of Talaromyces stipitatus ATCC 10500, 459 nucleotides long. RefSeq lists its product as uncharacterized. NCBI's taxonomy places the organism in Eukaryota, Fungi, Ascomycota, Eurotiomycetes, Eurotiales, Trichocomaceae. The coding region runs from base 1 to 459 and encodes 152 amino acids. The transcript is spliced from 2 exons. The record is from RefSeq and is a predicted model, not a curated record.
AUGUCUGUACCUCCCUCGUCUCUCAAUCGCGCGACCAGUGUUCCUGCAAGCCAAAACACCGCUCCAGUCAUCACAUUCCGAUAUGGGUACCUCAAAUACCACACCUUCAACAAACGCGCCCUGGUAUACGACGAUGCUGGAAAUUUCAUAGGCGAUCACCACUGGCCGGGAAGCCACGAUACCCAGGAUGGCGAUGAGUUAGAACUUGACAAGGGUGUUUUAAUACAAGUUACCGAGUGUAUGGAAACCACGCAGACUGAUAUAUCGGUACUUUUCGACAAACGCAAAGCUAGACAAGAAUCUCCGCAGCAGAAAACGCCUGCUCCUCCCCAACUCCCGUCGUCCGGUAUUCCAUCAGCUUCAUACACAAGACAAUCGCCCCUUGCAAGACUGGCCAGGCCGUUCAACCCACUCAAACCACUAAAUGAUGUUUUGGGGUAUUCGGAGAGGGCGUAUUAG